GACUUUAUCCUGGGUCAAUGUAGAAAACAAUUUUUAAUUUAGGCCAUGUGUUUGUCUUGGCACAAGAGUAUAAGUGAAUGCUGCCCCUUUACUCUUUUUGCCAUUGACUACUAUAACAAUCCACGCUAGUACAGUGUUGUCCCUUCACCUUCUGAGCAUUUCGUUCCCUUCUGUUGCACUGAUGUAGUACUGCUUGCCAGGUUAGGUUCUGCCAUCUGUUACUGUGUAAUCUGUCACUGAGAGUAUGUAUGUUGCAAGUCAAUAUCACUGUGACGUGUCACUUGGCUUACAUUAACAUACAAACAAGUAAAUCAAGGUGAGCCUGAGCUAGUGUUGCAGACACUGGGACCUUGUUGGGUUGUGACACGUUUUGUGCAAUAGCACUUCUCACAACAUUGCUUUACAAGAAUAAUCAUAUUCUUGGUGGGGGGCAUUCUGGCUGUACCUGAGAAGUUCUUAAAAUAAUUAAAAAAGUAAUUCUUAAAUCAGAAAGUAACAUAUUAACAACUACCAUGUAAUGAAACUGAAGGACAAAAAUUUUCAAAAGUGAAAACUACUGUACACAUCCCUGUGAAUCGAAUCUCUAACUGCUCUAACUGCUUGUUAUAACUCAGACAUGAAACUUGAAACAUUGAACUUUGUUUUAAAAACAUGAACAUAUGCAUCUUGCAUUCGUACUGCUUUCUGCUUUCAACCAGGUAUUCAUAUUCAAUAACUUCAUUGCACCUCUACAGUAUAUUGUUUAUUUGCAAAACAGGGCCGCAUUUACUCUAAUAGCACUGUUGUCUCAGUGUCAUUGUUGCAAGUUAAUAUACUGGCUACCAGGUAGUUGCAAUAGUUCGCAACUAUUGCAAGCUGAUUGUUAACACAGUGUAUCAAGAUGGACACAGUACAUUAGUGUGAUUAGUGACAGCUGCUGCAGUACAGUGAGAGAAAGAACACAUUUGGGGGGGAUGGUAAGGGUAAGCGGUUGACAGAGACGAGAGAGCUUCCCCUCGCUCUCUACUGUAUGUGAUCGCGAGUCUGCUGCAUUACUCUACAGUGUAAUUUCUCUUUAGUCCUCUACUCCCUCCCUCUCUCACUCGCUCUGCCUGUCUGUAAGCAGUAAUCUCCGUUCGCUCUUGCUGCCUCACAGCUUUCUGCCCUGCCACAGCGCAUCUCCCUCUCCCCUCGACUCUACUUUCUCCCCAGUGAGAAUGACAUCCCAAAAUUUGAUGAACCAGCGAAGCUCUCAUUCCUGCUGGUGGCUUCCGAGGGAGACCCCACAUGACCGGGUUUACUGGACAGGGAAGUGCAUCUAAGGAUCUUCGUAGAAAACCUGUCAGCUGUAGCGGUCUCUGAGGUGAAGAUCAGCAGAUGUUUGGGAAAGCUCACUCCAGCAAACGCUUUGCUUAUGGCCUCGUCACUCAUUACAAGCCACCUGCUCCUGCAUCAUGUCUUGCCAGUCAAACUGUAAUACCAGGAUGUGAUGCAGCUUUAAACACAUGCUGCUUUAGCGAACGCUCCACCACACAAAGAACCUUCAUACUGAAUGAUACAUUAGUCACAGUUCUGGGCAUACAUUAAUUAGCGACUGCUUCAAGCAACUCUCAAUAUAAGAGAGUGUCCUUUGGAAAAUUUGUUUUAAAAACAGACAGAAUUGACGGACACAUGUCACAGGUAUUACUCUUCACAUGGUAGAGCAAGAGAUCUCACUUGUUCAGAGGAAAAUGUCUGACCUUGAGUCAGUACUGCAGCAGAAGGACAUAGAGUUGAAGGCCUCAGAGACCCAGAGGACCAUCUUGGAACAGGAUCUGGCAACCUACAUCACAGAAUGCAGUAGUCUAAAACGGAGCUUAGAACAGGCUCGUAUGGAAGUGUCACAGGAGGAUGAUAAAGCUCUGCAGCUACUCCAUGACAUCCGUGAGCAGAGCAACAAGCUUCAAGAGAUUAAAGAGCAGGAGUAUCAUGCCCAGCUGGAAGAGAUGCGUGUUUCCAUCAGACAACUUGAGGAAGAUCUGUCGGCUGCUCGUCGCCGUAGUGACCUGUAUGAGGCUGAGCUCAAAGAAUCUCGACAGACCAGUGAUGAUCUGAAGAGGAAAACCGCUGACUACCAGCAUAGGAUGCAGAAGGCCAAAGAACAAAGCAAAGCAGAAACAGAAGAGAUGAUCACCAAGUUGGAAAAGACAAAUGCUGAGCAGCAAUCAAGGAUCCAGGAUCUUCAGGAGAAGCUUGCCAAGGCAUUAAAAGCUAGCGCUGAGGCUACAGACCUCCUUCAGACUAUGAAAGUAGCCAAAGAACGCAUCGAGCGAGAUUUAGAGAGGCUCCAAAACAAGGAAGACUCUAGUGACAGCCUGCGCAGACGCCUCCGUGAGACAGAGGACGGUAGGAAGACUCUUGAGAACCAGGUAAAAAGGCUGGAAAUUGUUGAGCGGCGAGAAACAAAACUAAAGGAUGAGAUCCAGAGCAAGGCCCAGCAGAUUCAGCAGAUGGCAGAUAAGAUUCUGGAGCUUGAAGAGAAACUGCGAGAGACUCAAUCCACUGCCCAGCGGUUGGAGACUCAUUUAAAACAGAAGGAGAAGCUCUAUGAAGACAAGAUUAAGGUGUUAGAGGCGCAGAUGAAGGCGGACAUGGCUGAUAAGGAGAUGCUGGAGUCCAGUCAGAGCAAAUAUGAAGAGGAGGUGAGGGAGAAGUGCAGCAUCAUCAGUGAACAGAAGGCGACCAUAAAUGCAAUGGACUCUAAGAUGAACAGCCUGGAGCAGAGGAUUGCUGAGUUGUCAGAAGCCAACAAACUGGCAGCCAACAGCAGCAUUUACACACAAAAGAACAUUAAUGGCAAUAGGAAAGCCCAGGAGGAGAUGAUCUCAGAGCUUCGCCAGCAGAAGUUCUACUUGGAGUCCCAGGCUGGGAAGCUGGAGGCCCAGAAUGCCAAACUUGAAGAGCACCUAGAGAAAAUGAGUCAGCAGGAGCAAAGCAACAAGAGCCGAGUAAUGGAGCUAGAAACCAGGCUUCGAGAGCUUGGCUUGGAGCAUGAGGAACAAAAGCUAGAAAUAAAGCGGCAGGUGACGGAGCUGACCCUGUCACUACAAGAGCGUGAAUCCCAGAUCAGCAACUUGCAGGCAGCUCGCCGCGCUCUGGAGAGCCAGCUGCAGCAGGCCAAGACUGAGCUGGAAGAGACCACUGCAGAGGCUGAGGAGGAGAUCACUGUGCUGCGAGCACAUAGAGAUGAGAUACAACGCAAGUAUGAUGCACUGAGAGACAGCUGUGCGGUGAUAACAGAUCUAGAGGAGCAGCUGACCACACUGACUCAGGAGAAUGCAGAGCUGAACCGUCAGAACUUCUACCUUUCUAAGCAGCUGGAUGAGGCUUCUGAUGAGCGAGAGGACCGGCUUCAUCUCAGUCAGGAUGUAGACCAGCUGCGUCGGGAGGUGGCUGAUCGCGAGAUGCACCUCAAUAACCAGAAACAGAACCUUGAGACACUAAAGACCACAUGCACCAUGCUGGAGGAGCAGGUACUGGAGCUUGAGACACUGAAUGACGAGCUGAUGGAGAAGGAGAGACAAUGGGACACCUGGAGAGCAACACUGGAGGAGGAGAAGAACCAGGCUGAGCGGAGAACAAGGGAGAUCCAGAGACUGCUGGAUACAGAGAAACAAACCAGGCUGCGUGCAGAGCAGCGCAGCACUGAGUCUCGCCAGGCUGUGGAACAAGCAGUCAAGGAGCACAAAGCUGAGAUCCUGGCCCUGCAGCAGGCCCUCAAAGACCAGAAACUCAAAGCUGAGAGCCUUGCAGACACUUUAAAUGAUCUGGAGAAGAAGCAUGCCAUGCUGGAGAUGAACGCCCGCAGUCUGCAGCAAAAGCUGGAGAGUGAGAGGGACCUCAAGCAGAGACUGCUGGAUGAGCAAGAGAAACUCCAGCAGCAGAUGGAUGCUCAGAAGGCUCACAUCUUCCGUUUGACCCAGGGGCUGCAGGACGCUUUGGACCAAACUGACCUGCUGAAAACUGAGAGGACCGACCUGGAAUACCAGCUGGAGAACAUCCAGCUCCACCUGCAGGCUGUGUACUCCCAUGAGAAGGUGAAAAUGGAGGGGACUAUCACUCAGCAGACCAAGCUUAUAGACUUCCUCCAGGCCCAAGCCCACGGUGGCUCAAAGAAGAAAAAGGGUUUAUUUGGCCGCCGUCGGGAGGAUCUCUUGGCCGCCAUGGCUGCUCAGGCCCAGUCUCAGGGGCAGAGUCAGGGCCAGGUGUCCCCUGUGCCUCCAAUCCAGCCGGUGCCUCUGCAGUACAGCGACAUGAAGGCAGCUCUGGACAAGGAGCGUGCUCGCUGCUCUGAGCUGGAAGAUGCUCUUCAGAAAAUGAGAGGAGAGCUGCGAUCUCUGAGAGAGGAAGCGCUCCAGUAUAAAGACCACAGCAGCUCUGCAAACCCGUCCACAGCCCGGCAGCAGAUAAUAAUGUCUGCCAUGGUGAAGUCUCCUGAGCACCAGCAGGGCCCGACCAACCUGGCACCCUCUAACUCUGGACGCAGGAAGGAGACAGCAACACCUGAGGAGAGAAGGAGGGUCACAUUUGAAAAGUAUAGCCGCCGUUUGAAGGACAGUCAGAGAGACAGAGAGAGGGAGCGAGAGAGGGUGGUGCACCACAACACCCCCCACCGCUUCACAGUGGGUCUCAACAUGAGAGCUGCCAAGUGCACUGUGUGCCUGGACACUGUGCAUUUCGGACGCCAAGCGGCUACCUGUCUCGAAUGCCACGCUUUGUGCCACCCGAAAUGCUCCCCCUGCCUUCCAGCCACGUGUGGCAUGUCCAGUGACUGCUCACUGCAUCUGUCUGAGGGCCUGUGUCGUGACAAAGGCAGCUCCCCCGGCCAGCAGCUCAAAGAAGCAGGCGGACACAUGCACCUAGAAGGCUGGAUGAAGCAGCCCAGGAAUGGGAAGCGUGGACAAGGCUGGGAGAGGAAAUAUAUGGUUCUGGAUGGCACAAAAAUCUCUAUCUAUGAGCUAGAGCCUAGAGAAGAAUCAGUAAAGCCGCUGGAGGAGUUUGACCUGUGUCUCUCAGACGGAGAGGUGGUGGUUCAUGGAGCAGUUGGAGCUUCGGAGUUGCCAAACACUGCCAAGUCAGAUGUUCCAUAUGUCCUGAAGCUGGAGUCUCGUUGUCACACCCCCUGCUGGCCGGGACAGUCCGUUUACUUCAUGGCUCCCAGUUUCCCAGACAAGCAGCGCUGGGUGGCCGUCAUUGAGUCAGUGGUGGCUGGUGGACGGGCAUCACGGGAGAAGGCAGAGGCCGACGCAGCUGCUGUGUCCAAAAGACAAAUGGUUCUGUCUCCUCUGGUCCAGAAGCUGCUAGGCAACUCUCUACUAAAGCUGGAAGGAGACGAUAGGCUGGAUAUUAACUGCACCCUCCCGCUCACUGAUCAGAUCGUUCUGGUGGGCUCAGAAGAAGGGCUAUAUGCCCUGAACGUUAUCAAGAACUCCCUGACUCACAUUCCUGGUUUGGGAUCAGUCUUUCAGAUCCAUAUCAUCAAGGAGCAGGAGAAACUGCUGAUGAUUGUUGGGGAAGACAGGGCCUUGUGUCUGGUGGAGAUUAAGAGAGUGAAACAGUCUUUGGCCCAGUCCCACUUACCCAACCAGUCUGAUCUGGCCCCACACAUCUUUGAGACAGUGAAGGGCUGUCAUCUGUUCGCUGCUGGAAGAAUAGACAACAGUCCUUGUAUAUGUGCUGCAAUGCCUAACAAGAUAACUAUUCUGCGCUACAACGACAAUCUCAACAAAUACUGCAUUCGCAAGGAAAUUGAAACUUUGGAGCCCUGCAGCUGCAUUCAUCUGACCAGCUACAGCAUCAUCAUUGGAACCAACAAAUUCUAUGAGAUUGAAAUGAAGCAGUUUGUGCUUGAGGAGUUCUUGGACAAGAACGACGUGUCACUGGCUUCGGCAGUGUUUGCAGCCUCGUCCCACAGUUUCCCCAUCGCCAUCAUGCAGGUGGCCAGCAGCAUGCAGAAGGAGGAGUACCUGCUGUGUUUUCAUGAGUUUGGCGUGUUUGUGGACACAUAUGGACGACGAAGCCGCUCAGAGGAAAUUAAGUGGAGCCGUCUGCCUCUGUCCUUUGCCUACAGAGAGCCAUACCUCUUUGUCACCUACUACAACUCUUUGGACGUCAUUGAGGUUCAGGGACACGCUGCUCUGGGUCCUGCAGUGCUGGCCCACCUGGACAUUCCCAACCCUCGCUACCUGGGCCCAGCCAUUUCCUCUGGGGCCAUUUACCUGGCCUCAUCCUACCAAAACAAGCUGCGGGUCAUCUGCUGUAAGGGAAGCCUGAUCAGAGAGUCUGGGGAGCUGCAGAGGACCAACUCGAGCCGAGGCAGUCCCAGCAAGCGAGGCCCGCCCACCUACACAGAGCACAUCACCAAGCGCUUGUCCUCGGGGCCGGGCAGCCACGACGGUCUCCACCGGGAGCCCAGCACGCCGCACCGGUACCGGGAGGGCCGCACCGAGUUCAGGCGAGACAAGUCUCCUGCCCGACCGCUGGACAGAGAGAAGUCUCCAGGCAGGGUGCUGGACAGUCGCAGGGAGAGGUCCCCUGGGAGGUUCGGUGACAGCACCAGGCUCCACGCUGGAUCCGUCCGCACACAGCUGGCUCCUGUAAACAAGGUGUGGGACCAGUCGUCUGUGUGAAUCUAGAUCUGCGCUGCUCCUGAAUGGAGGUUGAAGAGGAACCUUGGAACCCCUUAAUCCAGUCUGAAUGCAAAGCACACACACACACACACACACACACACACACACACACGGAUCGGGCCGACUGUCGGCCUCAUUGCCUGUACAAAGUGUGCUCAGUUCUUCGUUCAGCAACACACAAGGCUGCAAUGAGCCACAUCUCCUGUGACAAUCCUCUCUUUUUCUGGCACAUGCGCACAUGGGUAACGUCCCAUAGUAGUGGUGACAGGGAAUCUAUGUUGGGCUACAGAAAAUCUACUUUAUAAUAUAUACAGUACAGUACACAAAGUUGUAAAUAUUGCUGUCUGAGUUUUUAUAGAUAAUGGGAAUAGUCGGCUGGUAAAGCCAUGUCUAUUUUUUUUAAAAAUGAGUUUCUAAAGAUGUGGCAGGGAGAUCAAUGAUGUCGUUGGUUAAGAAAUACUCUAUCUACAUUUAUUAGGAGCUAACAUUUGAUUACAUCAACUAUAAAGAGAAAGGCGGAGGGUGUGACCCUGCACGAGAUUGGAUUUGAGCAGGAGUUGAAAACCUCUUCUUGUUACAUGACCAGUCUCCUCUCCUUGGAUCAAAAGUGUGGUCCUCUUGACUAAAUAGCCCUUGGCAUAUAUUUGCAUAUGAUUGCUUUAUUGACAGUUGUUGUCUGGCCAUAUUUUGUUAAACAACUAUUAAGCACUGUAUUGCUCCAAGUGUUCCUUGUGUUUUUUUCCUUCAGCAAGCCUAAUAUAAUAAAGACAUGCAGCUGUGCCCAUGAUACGGCGUCAGGCGUGCAGUCACUGCCUGUCGCUGCCUCAGCUUGCUUAGUCCGCUGCUGCUGCUGAUUAUGGUACAGAUGUCCUGUUUCUGUGCAGUGAUUUGACGUCUAGUAAUUGUCAGGGGUUGUCUCAUUUUAGUACAGGUUUCUUUAGAGCCAGUAACACCUCCCUUUGUCACACCUGUGAGCAUGAGCAACGCGAGAGCAGCACUUGUCGCUUUUCGAUCUUCUCUCUUGGCUGUUCUUUCCUUUCAUGUAUUCACUUAAAUUUGCAUUCAAUAAGUAGACGUUGAUGUUGAGACAGUUACUUCAGAUUUUCUUGAUUUUUAGAGAUGUAUACCAGUACAUGCAUUAAACAUGAUCGAAGUGUU
Betta splendens (Siamese fighting fish) is the source of this 7805-nucleotide messenger RNA. Its product is annotated as citron Rho-interacting kinase. Gene Ontology annotation, molecular function: protein serine/threonine kinase activity. Gene Ontology annotation, biological process: actomyosin structure organization; peptidyl-threonine phosphorylation. Bases 1674 to 6647 code for a protein of 1657 amino acids. Gene Ontology annotation, cellular component: cytoplasm; cytoskeleton. NCBI's taxonomy places the organism in Eukaryota, Metazoa, Chordata, Actinopteri, Anabantiformes, Osphronemidae. The transcript is spliced from 42 exons. The record is from RefSeq and is a predicted model, not a curated record.